AUGCGCGCAAUUGGGAGGAGGCUACUCAGACGGAAAAGCGCACCUGCCCUCCCCGCGCAUGUCCUUCUCAUUCCCCCCCCGCUAACUGGCCUUAGAUGCUAUACGGAUGGAGCAUGGGACCCUGUCUCUGGUCACAGUGGACAAGGCUGGGCUUUUAUUGAUUCCACCGGUGCUACUAUCAGGCACCAAUCUUGUAACCGCCUUCACGUGGCUGCGCCUAUUGUGGCGGAAGCACUAGCGGUAAAGGCUGCUCUCAUUGAUGCAGUCUCUAAUGAUUUCUCUCAGAUUAACAUCUUAUCUGAUUCGAAGUCUCUUGUCAACCUCCUCAACUCCUCUGCCUCGACAGCCCUACUUCAGAGUGUCUUGUUUGAUAUUAGAGUAUUGAGUUGUAGGCUUGAUUCUAUCACCUUUUCUUUUGUUCCCCGAUUGGGAAACGUUGUUGCUGAUUCCUUGCUUUGA
Molecule: messenger RNA, 459 nt
Organism: Brassica napus (rape)
Lineage: Eukaryota; Viridiplantae; Streptophyta; Magnoliopsida; Brassicales; Brassicaceae
Exons: 1
Coding region: 1-459 (152 amino acids)
Molecular function (GO): nucleic acid binding; RNA-DNA hybrid ribonuclease activity
Source: RefSeq, a predicted model, not a curated record